Messenger RNA from Lymnaea stagnalis (great pond snail), 815 nucleotides. The record is from the annotation of a GenBank genome assembly. Lineage: Eukaryota; Metazoa; Mollusca; Gastropoda; Lymnaeidae.
GGCUUUCGCUGCGGGUUAUUUGGAUUCCCUGGGAGUCCCACCCAGCAAGCUGACCGUCGGUGUUGCCACCUAUGGAAGACACGUGAAUCUUAAGAGCCCAACGAGCCACGCCAUUGGAACAGAGGUGGAGUCUGCCGGCCCCGCUGGUAAAUACACCAGAGAAGCGGGAAUCUUGUCCUACUUUGAGGUAACCCUAAUAGGGGGGGGGGGGGCCUUGUGAUGAGGGGUUUGGCUUUGAUGCCCUCUGGGACGGGGGGGGGGGGUGGGAGGGUGGGCUUCUGAGAAAAGGGCGGGGGUUUAAUUUUAGUGUGCUUGAUAUAUUUGUAAGGUGGUCCAUGGGUCUGCAUAAUCUGCGUUGGUUUAGUAAUGGUUUCUGUGUUAAUAAACAUAAAAUACACAUGAAUUUAGAAUUGAUAUCAAAGUAGAAUUUAUGUUAGUUUAGCACUAGUUUAUAAUAUAAUAAUACAGUUAAAUAUGCACAUAAUUUUAGAAUUAAUAUUAACGUAGAAUCUAUUUUAUUGUUGAUAACAAAAAAAUAUUGCUGUUUAGAUGCCAACAUGAAGCUGCGUUGUCUAAACACAUUCUUUGUGUAUUCUUGUAAAGUUGUUUUCAUGUAAGAUGUAAUAUCAUGUAUUAUGUAAUCAUGUAAUAUUUAAUCGUGUAAUGUGUAAUCGUUAUGAUUUAAAGUUUUUUUUUUCCUACAAAGACUCGUAUUAUGUUUCUACCACUGGCAUUCUUACAGGAUGAACGGUCGUUAAUGUUCUGAUGUCGUAUAUUUCCCCUCCUCAGAUUUGUAAAAUGCUGCAAAAUGGGGG